AUGGUUCUCCUCAAGCUUAUUCUUUCCCUCGGCCUCAUGGGUGCGACGGCUGUCAACGCCAUCCCAACUCCGGAGGCGACAACGGGUGGCCAUGACAGACUCCCUGGAUGUGGAGAGGUCAAUGUCCUCCUGACUGGUCUUCCACCAUAUCAUCCAUUGGUCAUUCAACAAGGACACGAUCCGAACGGGACUGAGAUCGGUCUUCGUGAGAGCCAAAAGAUGGCUGUCGACGCCGGAUAUAACGUCCGUUGUGAGUUUUACGGCAAUCGCUUCCCGGAAUGA
Exophiala bonariae is the source of this 282-nucleotide messenger RNA. RefSeq lists its product as uncharacterized. The record is from RefSeq and is a predicted model, not a curated record. The transcript has 2 exons. NCBI's taxonomy places the organism in Eukaryota, Fungi, Ascomycota, Eurotiomycetes, Chaetothyriales, Herpotrichiellaceae. Bases 1 to 282 code for a protein of 93 amino acids.